Messenger RNA from Amphiprion ocellaris (clown anemonefish), 3197 nucleotides. It is a transcript of the gene foxred2, whose product is annotated as FAD-dependent oxidoreductase domain containing 2. The record is from RefSeq and is a predicted model, not a curated record. The coding region runs from base 165 to 2219 and encodes 684 amino acids. Lineage: Eukaryota; Metazoa; Chordata; Actinopteri; Pomacentridae. Gene Ontology annotation, molecular function: flavin adenine dinucleotide binding; monooxygenase activity. The transcript is spliced from 10 exons.
GCCAUUGGUGCUCCAUCCAGGGGGAAGUGCUAGCGGGUCUUCGGAGGAGCACACAAUCUUCCAGGACGCGGCUUAAAAUGCUAAACAGCAAACAUGUAGCAGCCUUGAGAGCUCUGAAACCCCAGAUGUCACACUCGAGGGACCGACUGGUGUAAAAGCAGGUUAUGGAUCCCAGCCUUCCUUGUUUCAUCCUUCUCACGCUGCUUGGCUCUGUUGUAAGCUCUUUCGAUAACCGCCACCACAAUGGCACCCGCCACUAUGGUUACUGUGUGCUCGGAGCUGGACCUUCUGGACUACAGAUGGGAUAUUUCCUCUCCAAGGCUAGAAGAGACUACAUCAUCUUGGAGAGGAACUCAGGACCUGGCAGCUUCUUCAACAAGUAUCCCAGGCACAGGAAGCUCAUCAGCAUUAACAAGAUCCACACAGGGAGGGGGAACCGAGAGUUCAACCUGCGCCACGACUGGAACUCCCUGCUGAGCGAUAAACCCGAGCUUCUUUUCAAGAGAGUCAGCAGCGAGUUCUACCCUCCGGCGGACGCCUUCCCUCUCUACCUGUCUAUGUUUGUGAAGGAGCUCGGGCUGAAAGUUCAGUAUGGCGUCGACAUCGGAAGGAUCAGAGCCGUGCAGUCAGCCACCGGAAGAAGCUACAUUCUGACUGAUCAGCACACAUCAGACUACACAUGCAGCGUCCUGCUGGUAGCAACAGGCCUAUGGGUCCCUCAGAAGGUAGAGUUUGUGGGUUCUGACCUGGUUGAGGGCUACGAGUCCAUCUCCACUAACCCUGAGGACUACAAGCACCAGGCUGUGCUGAUUCUGGGAAAGGGGAACUCUGCUUUUGAAACAGCACAGAGCAUCUUGGGAAGCGCGAGUCGGGUGCACAUGCUCAGUUCCAGCCCUGUCCGACUGGCCUGGCAGACACAUUACGUUGGAGACCUCAGAGCCGUGAAUAACGAGCUACUAGACACGUACCAGCUGAAGUCUCUCGACGGCCUGGUGGAGGCUCGCCUGGAGAAAAUAGUUAUCGCUCAACGAAUGGAGCAGAGCGGGAGGAGAUCUGGUGGAAGGAAGAAAGAGAAAAAGCGGCAGUUAUAUCUAACUUUAAAAAAGUACGUACACUCCAGGGAAGAGAAGAACAGCUCGGAUGUGACAGGAGAGGAACUGCCAGGGCAUCACAUCGACAACUUCCCCACGCGAAAACCUUACGACCGCGUGAUUCGAUGCCUUGGAUUCCGAUUCAACUUCAGCAUAUUUGACAGCUCCGCCUGCCCACCCAACAGUGAAAAUGCGAAAGGCAGGUUGCCGGGGGUGACGGCCUGGUAUGAAGGGAAGGACACCCCUGGUUUGUUUGUGCUGGGAACCGCUGCUCACUCCAGAGACUACCGCUCUUCUGCUGGAGGCUUCGUCCAUGGGUUCCGUUACACAGCACGAGCUGUACAUCGUGUGCUCGAACAUCGUUACCAUAGCAACGAGUGGCCAUCAACACGACUGUUGACGACACAGCUGCAGUCCUGGAUUCUGAAGCGGGUCGGCGAGGCCUCUGGGCCGUACCAGAUGUUUGAGGCACUGGGGGAUGUUGUUCUUCUUCGAGGCUCUCACUGUGAAUACUUGGAGGAGUUUCCGAUCCAGGCCUUGCCUCAGUUCUCCUCUCUUUCUGGCCACGAGGUCUCCAGCCACGGACUGAUUGUUGUCGUCAUGCAGUACGGGAAGAAGAAGAUCGACUAUCUGGGGCGCAGCAGGGCAGAAACAGACUGGACCAAAGCUUGGCAAUCCAACUUCCUGCACCCAGUUUUAUACUACUAUGACACACUUCCUACUGAGGAGGAAAUGAAGCUGCGUCCUCCCGGCUGGCCUUUACCAAGACCCAAAGCAGUUCAUCACAUGGUUGAGGACUUCCUCACAGAAUGGGACGGUCCCAUAUCUCACAUUCAGCCACUGCGACGCUUCCUGGAGCACUGUGUCCAGACUGACCUCAGGGCUUUCUAUGCAGAAUCAUGUUUCCGCUCAUCUCUCACCCACCGCAAGCCGCCGCUGUAUUGUCAGCAGGGAUACUUGAAGCAGCAGGGCGUCCCUCACAACAGUCGGCUGCGGCAGCACGUUCACGAUGCUGGACUGGCACCUGCUGAGCGAAAUGCAGCCACAUCAGGGGCCGACCCGGCGUUCCCCAACUACCUGGCACCAGCUGGAGCCUCCGUGUCUUCAGGACUGAAACUUGACCUGUGAUUGUUUUACCUAAGGGUGUUAAUGCUACCGUAUAGGAUGCUGUUUUUCCAGAGCUUCUACCUCCUGCACCCCUAGUCAUUCCCUUUUUGCAAGACCAAAUAUAUGGACAGCAUACCGUCCUACAGAACAGGGGUUUCCAUCCUUUGUUUUGGUUUGUGAUGCAUUAUAAAUACAUCGAUUUCCAAUCACAAACCCUCAACUCCAAACACUUCACUAUUUCAACCAAAGACUGAUUUUCAUUUCUUUAGUUUAAACCUGUAAAGCCCACUGUUACAAAAAUGCAACACCAAGUGUUUUUUAAUCUAACUAAUAUAUGUUAAUUUAGAUAUAAGUCAAACUAAUAAUUAAAACAAAACUUGGUGUUGCAUUUUUGCAACAGUAAGUUUUUCAGGAUGAAAGUAAAGACAUUCUUUAUUAUUGGUUUUUAUUGUUUACAUAUAAAUAUAUGACAAAAAAAUAACAAAAUAGAGAUUUUUUUCAAAUUUUUUCUGGAUUUGGAUUUUACAGAUUAUAUAUAUAUAUACCAUCUUUUUCAUUUUUUUCAUAUAAUUUUGUAUUAUUGUACAUAAAUAUAUAUUAUUUUUGCUCAUUUCAUCAUCAUUCUAUAUUUGGGUUUUACAGGGAUAAUAAUAUUUAAGUAUCACAAAGAAUUAUCUAGCACUUUAGCAAAGGAAAGUAUGAAAAAUAUAUUAUGUUUACUUUUGUUAAUCAAUCCUCGCCCCAAACACUUAUGUGACUGAUUUUUGGGUCCAAACCCGCAGGUUGGAAACCACUGCUUAUUACUAGAGGAGUUCUUUGACCCUUGAAACCUCCUGUAUUAUUAUUAUUCCCCACAAAUAUUUCUAUACAGUACACUGUCUCAUUUUCAUAUCAUUAAAACCUGUAUUAUGUAGAGCUAUAUAGGUGGAGGGUGGCUGGGACAAAUGAUUAUACAUCUAAGAUUAUAGAAAUUUAAACAUACAGAAAAGAAGGAACCCA